Emericellopsis cladophorae is the source of this 1803-nucleotide messenger RNA. RefSeq names its product Zinc finger and BTB domain-containing protein 7A. The coding region runs from base 1 to 1803 and encodes 600 amino acids. The record is from RefSeq and is a predicted model, not a curated record. Gene Ontology annotation, molecular function: RNA polymerase II cis-regulatory region sequence-specific DNA binding; DNA-binding transcription factor activity, RNA polymerase II-specific. Gene Ontology annotation, biological process: regulation of transcription by RNA polymerase II. The transcript has a single exon. NCBI's taxonomy places the organism in Eukaryota, Fungi, Ascomycota, Sordariomycetes, Hypocreales, Bionectriaceae.
AUGGCAUCCGACGAGGGCAACGUCGCGACCAGUACUCCGCCGUCCAGUCGCCAUCUGCAGGCCUCUACAGCUGGCACCGCGCUCGUUCCAGAAGAAACCGCGAGGCUCCUAAAACGCCAACGCGAGAGCACGCCUCCGUCGCCGAACUCGUUCACUACGCAACAAUUACACCUCUUGCAAUCGCCCGCGAAAUCAGCCCGACUGGCUCUGGCAGCGGGACACUCGCCACCACCACCAUUGACCGGUGCGGCAGCCCUCGAAGACGAACGUCGACGUCGCGAAGCAGAGCAACCCGCGAGCCCGGCCCCGAGCAGCGACAACCCGUCUCACCGAGUCCUGGAAUCCCUCAUGCAAGGCGACGCCCAGGCAAUGAGCCGACCGAGCGACGCGCCUCCAACCGCGCCUACUGCAUCCAUGGACUCGCGAUCGGCGGCCCCCUCGCUCUCCAUCAUUCCGGGGGUAGGCGACCAGACCGAGCACCAGCAAGAUGGCAUGAGCCCCCAGAGCGCGCACAACAGCAUCGAUGGUGCCGGCGUCACAGCUAGCCCUGCGCCAAUGGAUGUGGACGGGAAGCUGGACGGCGGAGACGUGCAUCACGUUGCUGGAGACGAACGCCCGCAGCCGGGCUCGCUUUCGUAUCCCGGGUCUCUACAGGCUAGUGGCAGCAUGACAGAAGCCUCCCCACGGGGUAUGACCUUCCCAACGCCAGGACAAGAGCAGACCUCGCCAUCGUUGCCUGGAUCGCGGAAGCACAGGUGUCCAUACUGCAGCACCGAAUUCACAAGACACCACAAUCUGAAGAGUCAUUUGCUAACGCACAGCCAAGAGAAGCCUUUUGUGUGUACCGAGUGUCCCUUACGCUUCCGCCGGCUACACGACCUCAAGCGCCACGGCAAGCUUCACACGGGGGAGAAACCACACACAUGUCCCAAGUGCGACCGCAAGUUCGCCCGUGGCGACGCGCUAGCGAGACACACUAAGGGGGCCGGGGGUUGCGCUGGACGAAGGACGAGUAUGGGCAGCUUUGCGGACGGUGAUGACUUUGAGGGUCACACUCUUGACGCCGACGAGUCGGUCAUGUCUGGGCUUGCGUAUGAUCACCCCGACGACGAGGAGUUGCGGCGGCAAAGCAUGCCUACGGUCACUACGCAGCAACCUUCGGUCAGCGAGACGGAUGGCCACGGUGCGCACGCGAGGACUUAUCCACCUGCCAUGUCUCGGCCAUCGGGCAGCGGGCUGUACCCACCGAACGCUGCACAAGCACAGGCACAGGUACAGGUACAGGGCAACAGCGCCGGCUCCACGAGCGUGCCCAACAGCAUGGCUGGCAGCCACACGCCAAACACUAGUGUCUCUUCUGCUCCAGUGGCAGGGAACAGCGCCGGGCUGUACUCUCAGGCUGGCAUGACGGAAAGUCCCAAGCCAUUAAGUCCCGGCAUAUCAGGCCACGAACCAAGCUCAGCUCCACGGCAACGCUCGCCGGGGUUGUCGCAGCAGCAGUCGCAGGCAAACCGUCGGCAGACUGACCUUCAGUCGCCGCACGGCCUGGCCAAGUACCCCGGAUUGUCCCAUCCUGGGUACGCGACGGCCAACAGUGCGGGCUUUACGACCAGUGGCAACCAGACUCAGGAUAACAGCAAGAACAUGUUUGCGCAGGCCGAUCCCAAUGUGUGGGCAUAUAUUCAGACCAUGGACGACAAGAUCAAGGGCCUCAACGAGAGGGUGGCCACGCUCGAGCAUGAGCUUGCAAUGACCAAGGCUCAACGCGACAAUGGUGGUGGCGAGGUUGCCUUGUCGUCCUGA